AGAGAGAGUUUAUAACGGCUUUCAUUAACUCCAAAGCUCCAAAUCAAAAGAAUUUUCUACUUCUUCCUCGUCUUCUUCGCCUUCUCCUUUCUCUCCCUAUAAAUUCGCAGCUUUGUCUCUCUUUUCAAAUCACUCACUUUUCAUUUUCUCUGUCUCUCUCUCAAACUAUCUCUGUCUCUCUCUAGAGUUGCCGCACAGAGCUCGCAAGGAUGUUGGAGAAAGUAGAAGCAUUGGAUCUCAGCAAAGUGAUAGAUGAAUUCGAGGAGAUGACAAGAAACGCAGGGGAGGUUCAGGAGAAGACCCUCAAGGAUAUUCUGGAGAAGAACAAGUCAACCUUCUAUCUGCAGAAAUGUGGGCUCAAUGGAAGUACGGACAUCGAUGAUUUCAGAGCAAUGGUUCCACUGGUCACCGACCAUGACAUGGAGCCUUACGUCAAAAGAAUGGUGGAAGGUGACAAAUCCCCCAUUCUCACCGGUCUCCCCGUCUCCGCCAUUUCAUUGAGUUCUGGAACCACCCAAGGUCGUCCAAAGUUCAUUCCUUUCACUGAUGUUCUAAUGGAGAACACCUUACAGCUUUACCGGACUGCUUUUGCAUUCAGAAACAGAGAAUUCCCUAUCGGCAAUGGAAAGGCGUUGCAGUUCAUCUUCAGCAGCAAACAGUACAUCUCCGAGGGUGGCGUCCCCGUGGGAACUGCCACCACGAAUGUUUACCGAAACCCGAACUUCAAAGCCGGGAUACGAUCCAUUCGAUCCAUGUACUGCAGUCCCGACGAAGUUAUAUUCAGUCCUGAUGUCCAUCAAGCCCUCUACUGCCAUCUCCUGUGCGGGAUUCUGUCCAGGGACGAAGUUCAGUAUGUCUUCGCAGCUUUCGCUCAUAGCCUCGUCCAUGCUUUCAGAACCUUUGAACAUGUCUGGGAAGACAUUGUGGCUGACAUAAGAGAAGGUGUCCUAAGCAGCCGCAUCACUGUCCCAUCUGUCCGUUCGGCCGUGUCAAAGUUGCUUCGACCCAAUCCAGGGCUAGCCAACUUAAUCCGAACAAGAUGUCUGAACCUGAGCAACUGGUACGGACUGAUACCCGCACUUUUCCCGAACGCAAAGUACGUAUACGGGAUCAUGACUGGUUCGAUGGAGCCGUACGUGAACAAGCUGAGGCACUAUGCUGGCGAUCUUCCCCUAAUCAGUCAUGACUACGGCAGCUCGGAAGGGUGGAUUGCAGCCAAUGUUACUCCGAGAUUGCCCCCAGAAGAGGCUGUUUUUGCGGUGGUCCCGAAUUUCGGCUACUUCGAGUUCAUCCCUGUUGCUCAGACAGGUGAGGAGAUGCCCAAGCCAGUGGGUUUGACCGAGGUCAAAGUCGGUGAAGAAUAUGAAAUCCUUCUUACCAACUAUGCAGGAAUGUACCGUUACAGGCUAGGGGACGUGGUCAAGGUCGUGGGUUUCUACAACAGAACACCACAACUCAAGUUCGUGUGCAGGAAAAACUUGAUACUCUCCAUAAACAUCGACAAGAACACGGAACGAGACUUGCAACUGUCCGUAGAAGCAGCUGCCAAGAGACUGUCCGUGGAAAAGCUCGAAGUCAUAGACUUCUCAAGCCACGUGGACGUCUCCACCGAGCCGGGACACUACAUCAUAUUCUGGGAGAUCUCGGGCGGGACGAACAAGGGUGUCCUGCAAGAAUGCUGCAACGUCCUGGACAGAUCGUUCUUGGACGCGGGCUACGUCAGUUCGCGGAAAACGAAGAGCAUAGGGCCGCUCGAGCUACGCGUCGUCGUGAAAGGAACGUUCAAGAAGAUCCAAGAACAUUAUCUAGGGCUCGGAGCUUCGGCCGGACAGUACAAGACGCCCAGAUGCGUGAAGCUUAGCAACAAGAAAGUUCUUCAGAUCCUCUGUGAAAAUGUCGCCAGCAGGGUCUUCAGCACGGCGUUUGAAUGAUCAAGUAGAGUAGUUAAUUUAAUUCACAUAUUACACAAAUUGCCCAUAAGUUAGCAAAGUAAAGAUUAAAAGUAGAUCGAUGCGACAUAAAUGUCGAAUGUUUAAGUACCUUCGGUUAUAAGAUAUGGUCUGAAUCUAGACAUCUGACAUUGCGUGAUUCUUAGUGUCGUCCGUCUGUUUUCGAGAUUCAAGUUCGAUGUAUUUCACAAGAUUACAAAAGCGAGUGACGUCACA
This is a messenger RNA of Tarenaya hassleriana, 2165 nucleotides long. RefSeq names its product jasmonic acid-amido synthetase JAR1-like. NCBI's taxonomy places the organism in Eukaryota, Viridiplantae, Streptophyta, Magnoliopsida, Brassicales, Cleomaceae. The record is from RefSeq and is a predicted model, not a curated record. Bases 210 to 1931 code for a protein of 573 amino acids. Gene Ontology annotation, molecular function: acid-amino acid ligase activity. Gene Ontology annotation, cellular component: cytoplasm. The transcript has 5 exons.